Effrenium voratum is the source of this 2256-nucleotide messenger RNA. The record is from the annotation of a GenBank genome assembly. NCBI's taxonomy places the organism in Eukaryota, Dinophyceae, Suessiales, Symbiodiniaceae.
CUAGGGAUCUGGUCCUGGGGAUGGGCGUGCGAUAGAUUCGUCAAUUGACGUCGCUGGAGAUGGCGCUCGUCAACAACUCUGAGGUCCAAACUCAGCUCUCUUCCUUGGUUCAGGAUGCUUUGAGGCUUGAGACGCAAUUGCAGAAUGCCCGCGGAGCAAAGGAGGUACCGUCGCCCAAGUUCGAGGAAGACAAGUCGGACAUGGCCACAGUUUUGCCUUUGGAGAGGGCACAAGAUCGGGUUGGAGGUCUACAGGACUUCCAGAACUGGCUUCGGGAGGAGCUCAGAGCUCAAGAGGAGCGUUUGAGGACAGGUCUGGUCUCAGACCUGGGCUCCCUCCUGAGGCACUCGACUUUGAAGGAUGCGCCCAGUGUGACACGCCCGCUGUCACCUGACACUUCUCCUGCCAGACUGAUUUGCGUCGACAGUGACACGGAGGAGAAGGAUCUGAAAAUCCCUGGCAUGGUGGAAACAACGACCCCGAGGUCGCGAAAAUCCUACCGCUUCGCAGGGCCAGAUGAUAGUGAGAUCAUGGCGGCUCAAUCUCGCAGGGGCACGACGCGAGGGCCAGGCCUCAACAGCUCCGAAGCCGAGACCGGCAUGUGCCCAGUGGUGCCGGAGGAGAAGCCUACGCUCACCAACCUGAAGAGCCAAAGGAGCAUGAAGCUCAAGGAGCAGCACCAUCCCUUGCAGGACCUGUCUGAUCUGACAGGCAUAACCUGGCUGAGAGAAUGGUUUCGCAGGCACUUCGUGGAGAAUACAUGCUUCGGGUAUAUCAUCAUUGCUUUCAUUGUCGCAAACUCGCUGACAAUGGGUAUCCAAGCAGACUGGAUGGUCACACACAUAGGCGAGGACGCUCCCAUGGUCUUUGACAUCUUUGAGAAUAUGUUUGCAGUUGUCUUUUCCUGUGAGCUGGUUAUGCGCAUUUUCGUGUACAAUGUGAACUUUUUUCGGAUGGCCGACUGGAAGUGGAAUAUAUUCGACACACUGGUGGUUGGCCUUCAACUAUUUGAUAUCAUUACGACGUUGACUAUCCAAGCAGGCUCCAACAAUCAAGCCGGCGCAAACUUCAACUUUAUGCGGCUUGUUCGCCUCAUGCGACUCUUGAGGAUUCUGCGACUCAUGAGAGUUUUGCGGUUUGUCCAAGAGCUUCGCUCGAUGGUCAUGUCUAUCGCUGCCUCCUUGCGGUCCCUCAUGUGGACCAUCGUCCUGCUGGCCUUCUUGAUGUACGGCGUUGGUGUGUGCUUGACACAAAUGGUCGCAGACAGGGGCUUGGAAGAUCCCCUCAUUAUGCAGAGGACCCCAGAGAUCAAGCUUUUCUACGGCUCGCUCGUCGAGGCACUGGUCUCUCUGUUUGCUGGCAUUACGGGUGGAAUCGACUGGAACGACCUGCUGGAGCCUCUGGAAACAGAGAUUGGGCCCUGGCUGGCGGCAUUGUUUGUUCUGUAUAUUGCAUUUGCAGUCUUGGCCAUGAUGAACGUGGUCACAGGCAUCUUCGUCGAGUCCGCAUUGCAGUCCACCAGAGCAGACGAAGAGAAAGAAGUCAGGCAGCAACUUCAAGAACUCUUCAGGCAUGUAGAUGCUGGACAUGAUGGAUGCAUCUCCUGGGAGGAGUUUCGACAGCACUUGGAAAACCCGGACAUGAUGCGAUGCUUUGAAAGUCUGGGCUUCGACAUUUCGGAGGCCUACGGACUCUUCAACCUGCUGGAUACAGACCAAUCCGGCAACAUUGAGUGCGAGGAGCUUCUGGAAGGAUGCCUGCGCUUGCGGGGCCCAGCCAAUGCCAUUGAUGUCGCCACCCUGCAGUACUCCUCGAAGCGCGUCUUCGAGUGGUGGAGAGGCAACAUGGACUGCGUCCAGGAUUCCUUGUCGUGCAUUUUGGAGAUGCUGGAGAAGGCGGCCGCCAGCAAAGAUCCAGUCAAGACACAGCACAUCAAGCAAGCGACCGAGAAGCUUGUCAAGUGCAAGGAUGGUCAGGGCAACGACACUCGAAUCUUCGAGACAUGGAAGAAGUUCAGGACACAGGAAACGAAGCCAGCGUCUCGCCGGAACUCAGAGAAUCCUGGUCCUGGGCCAGAAUAAAGCCCCUCACGAUAUUUUACCUGGCACCUUCGCCCUGAUGGGUGCUCUUUUUUCUCCCGGUGCCGAUCGUGGGACCUUUUCAUGCAAGAGUCGAAAGACUUUCUUGCAUUUGCUCCGCGGCGCCGUAGAGCGCUCGUCUGGCGAAGCCAGUACGGAGCUUGCGCACGUUGAAUGC